Molecule: messenger RNA, 2044 nt
Organism: Drosophila busckii
Lineage: Eukaryota; Metazoa; Arthropoda; Insecta; Diptera; Drosophilidae
Gene: uri
Product: unconventional prefoldin RPB5 interactor-like protein
Exons: 3
Coding region: 24-2036 (670 amino acids)
Biological process (GO): negative regulation of transcription by RNA polymerase II; negative regulation of phosphatase activity
Molecular function (GO): chromatin binding; transcription corepressor activity; phosphatase inhibitor activity
Source: RefSeq, a predicted model, not a curated record
GCUAAAGUUAUCGAUAAUUCACAAUGGAACGGCGCCGCAACGAUGUAUUAAUUCAGGCACUCAAUAAGAAUGCUGAUGAAACGGCGCGUUGGCAAGCGUAUAAAGCAGACAAUGAAGCGGCCAUCAACAACUUGGAUAUGUUUGCCAAACAGCUCACUGUCGAGGUUAUGGUGCCAAUUGGUAAAAAGGCCCUUAUGCCGGGUGAAUUAAUACACACAAACGAGCUACUUGUGGGUCACUAUCAGGGUUAUUUCUCUGCGUGUUCUAGUCACAAAGCUAAGCAGAUAUGUCAGCAUCGGCUGCGCAUAGCAGUGGAGCAACUGAAGAAGCUGGAGGUUGAGGAAAAGCUUUGGCAGGAUAAGCUGGAGGCGCCGAUGGCGCAGGGAGCUGUGCCAAAUGCGGGCGAGGUGGAAAUUGUGGAAGAUUUUGAUCAAACAACGCAUGAGGAAUGGCUGAUAAGCCACAGAGAGAGCGUGCGCAAGCAGAAGCAAACAGAGCGCAUGCAACGAGAGGCGGCAACGGCAGAUGAAGAUGUAUUCGAAAAAUUGGAGCUGCACGAAAUGCUGGAGGAACUGGGCAUAGAUGAGGAGAAUUUGAAUGAACAAGCACUCAAUGGAAUGAUAAGUACAGAAAGUAAAGCACCGCUUAGUGAGAUUCGAAACACUCACAAGGCUAUGUCUGAUGAGGAGGUGUUAAAUAUGCUUGAGAAGCUUGAGCAAGAAGAACAGAAUGAAGAGUCAGAAAUAAAUACAGAAAUCGAGGAGAAUCUAAAGGAAACAGCAGACAUGGUGCGCAAUUUAAUGAGCAAUCCAGACACAAACAAAAAAGGUAAAAUGGAGCGUACAGUCGAAGAGCCAACAGUGGAACAUGAAGAUAACAACAGUGUUGAUGAUGAAGAACAAUUGGAAGAAGUAAGGUUAAUACGAAAUCAGUUGGCAUUGUUGCCCAGCGAAGAGCGCGAAGAGUUUUUAGUAACACAAAUCCAAGUUAUAAAAGCGAAAAUGCGUAAAAUGCAAAAAGUGAACUUCAUCAGUGACGAAUUGACACACUUGAUGGAUGUGGUUGUCUGCUUAGAAGAUGAUUGGCUGGAAAUGCAAUUUGAAAUGCUAAAUAUGGACAAAGAAGAACUAGCAGAGGAAGAAGAAGAUACAGUUGCAACUGAUACUGAAUCUGUUAGUAACAAUAAGCGACGCAUAUCAUUUGCCAAAUCCGAUGAGCAACUGGAAUUCAAUAAACAUCAAAGUGUGGAUAAAUUGUUAAAGCAAAAGAAACGUGAUGUUAUUAUACUGGAUGAAAGCACAAAACAGACAGUAAAGACUAAAAAUGAUGAAGAAAAGCAGCAGCAAGUAAAGUCAACCAAUCCUCAGAUAAUGGAUAAAGUGCAACAAAAUCUAGAAUUUGUUAAAGAACAUCAAAGUGUGCAGGACUUCGAUUUGGUUAAUCAAAUACUUGAAGCAGCUACUGGUGUUAACAAUACCCUGCAUAUAAGUUUUAAACAUUCCGAAGCUCUUGCUGCGCCUUCAGAGCCAAAUGAUGAAGAUAUACCUGGUACUCCAGCAGAUUUUUAUAAACUUUAUGAGAAAGCAUUGGCUGCAAAGCAAUCUGAGCAUGCGUUUCCCAUUUAUGUGAAUGGCUUUGAGGGAGAGCAAGAGCUGCGUGUGCCCAUGAUGAAGGAAGAGGAGCGUGCAGCAGCCUAUGAUGAUCCACGUGCUGAAUUCUCCAAGCCGCCAGCUGAUUCGGACAAUACAAAAUCAAUAUUGCGCAAUAAGUCCGCCGUUGAGCUUGAAACUCGUGCGCAUGUUCAGGUCGCCAAGGAAAAUAAAACUAAAAACAAUAAAAAACAAAAGAAAACUCAACGUACGCUUGAUGAUGAGUUGCGUGAUAUGAGUGCCUAUCAGAAGGUUAUGCAGGAGGAGCUGCUAGAAAAGGAGCCCACAGCACCCGAACCUUUGCCUGCGGGCAAGUUUAUAGACGCGCAUGCGCCAAAGAAGCGCGUUAGUCGCUUUAAGCAGAUGCGCGCAGAAAGUAAGACAUAGCUAUAGAA